CAAGCCUCGUGCGACUUCAAAUUUUCACCAUGGAGCCAGGGCGACCCGGAAUCUAUUGGAAAUCCGGAUUCCAAACCACAAUCUAUCCACUGCGGCCCAGCCCACCAUCACUCGAUCUGGAGACGCUGAAGCUGAGAAACCUCUCCCUCACUCUCUCUUGCCUGGCGCAGGGCUAGGGUUUGUGUUCUUGGAAGAGCUUGCGACCCACACGGACGUUUUCACCACCCAUGUCAAAGAUCAACGAGAUUAUCCUGUAUCCUAUCGCUGCUGGGAACUCUUCUUCGUGAACGAUACAUCGACACCUAAUUUUCAACAUAGGUGUGAAAGAGAUAUGCAAGGGAAUUCAUUGCUUUUUGCUUCAACGAGCCCCUCGAUGUUGCGCUCUCCUACUGGAGCGAAUGGUACAUUAAAUUUCUUGCCAUGUCUGGCAACUCCUCUCAGGCAUAAGAGGAAACCGUUUUUUGUCAACUCCACUUCAUCUGCUGAUGCCGGUCACUCCCAGCAGAAUGCAUCAUCUUCUGAGUUUAAGAGUCCACUCUCUGUGGUUUUAGACGUCCCUCGUAUGAUUUGGAAACAGACUAUGAGACCCUUGACUGAUUUUGGAUUCGGUAGGAAAAGCAUAUGGGAGGGUGGGGUCGGCUUGUUUCUUGUUUCAGGGACACUUCUAUUGGCACUUAGCUUGGCUUGGUUGAGGGGAUUCCAAUUGAGAUCAAAGUUCAGGAAAUAUUUGGCUGUUUUUGAGUUUGAUCAGGCUAGUGGUAUUUGCACUGGAACACCUGUUAGGAUUAGAGGAGUAAACGUUGGGAAUGUGGUUCGUGUGAAUCCCUCAUUGAGGAAUAUUGAGGCUGUUGUUGAGAUUGAAGAUGAUAAAGUUAUAAUACCACGGAAUUCAUUGAUUGAAGUCAAUCAGUCUGGUCUUCUCAUGGAAACUCUCAUUGAUAUUACACCAAGAGAUCCCAUUCCAGCACCUUCAGUUGGGCCUCUUCAUGCAGGUUGUGUUAAAGAGGGUUUAAUCGUUUGUGACAGACAAAAGAUAAAGGGGCACCAAGGGGUGAGUUUGGAUGCAUUGGUUGGAAUAUUUACUCGCAUCGGUCGUGAAGUUGAAGAAAUUGGUGUUACAAAUGCUUAUACAGUGGCUGAACGGGUUGCCACUGUUAUUGAAGAGGCUCGACCGCUGCUUGCAAAGAUUAGAGCUAUGGCUGCAGAUGUAGAACCUUUGCUGGCUGAAGUUCAUGAUAGUGGUUUACUGAAGGAAGUUGAGAAUCUAACAAGAAGCCUUACACAAGCUUCCGAGGAAAUGAGAAGGGUUCAGUCGUCAAUUUUGACUCCAGAAAACACAGAAUUAAUUCAAAAGUCUAUCUAUACACUCAUUUUUACGCUGAAGAACAUUGAGAGUAUAAGCUCUGAUAUAUUAGGAUUUACUGGGGAUGAAGCCACAAGAAAGAACUUGAAACUGCUCAUUAAGUCUCUUAGCAGGCUGCUAUGAAGAAGAGGAAAUGAAAUUGACUGAUCUAUUCUGUUGCAAUGUAUUGAAAGCAGAGGAACACGUAAAUCAUGGCAGGAUUCUUUUGGAUUUGAGUAUGUUGAAGCUACUUGUUUUUUUUGCAAUGUGAAAGGCAAAAUACUUGUGGAUUCCUCAAGUGCGGAUCAGAUGGGCAAAACGAGAACCUGGCUGUCACAUUUUCUGCAUAACUCUAUGGUUGCCAUGGAUGAGAAUUCCAGCUUUCUGUUUCUUGGGCGCCCAAUAUCAUGGACUUCAGGAAUUUUGACAUUGGAAGAAGUUUCUCUGAUCUUUGAAAUGCUGAACUUGGCAUCUCCUAUACCCUUAGGUUUUGAAUUCUCUUUUUUUAGAUUGAUUACAACCCUUUUUGUUCUAAUUUGACAUCUUUUUGCUGUACUCUUCCCAGAUGCUCAUCUAUUUGGAAGGAAAAGUUGACCUUUCUGAAUAACAUAAGACCUAAGAAAUUGUUUGGAGUGUUACAUAUCAGUUUAAUUUUUUGUAGUCCA
Messenger RNA from Sesamum indicum (sesame), 2007 nucleotides. RefSeq names its product trigalactosyldiacylglycerol2 (gene ABCI15). Gene Ontology annotation, molecular function: phospholipid binding; lipid carrier activity. Gene Ontology annotation, cellular component: chloroplast inner membrane. The record is from RefSeq and is a predicted model, not a curated record. NCBI's taxonomy places the organism in Eukaryota, Viridiplantae, Streptophyta, Magnoliopsida, Lamiales, Pedaliaceae.